This is a messenger RNA of Paramuricea clavata, 255 nucleotides long. The record is from the annotation of a GenBank genome assembly. NCBI's taxonomy places the organism in Eukaryota, Metazoa, Cnidaria, Anthozoa, Malacalcyonacea, Plexauridae.
AUGAAGAUUCGGCCAAUACUUAAAUACGCUUCGCAAGUAUGGGGGAUCCCUAAAUAUCUCGAAACAGAACGCGUUCAACGAAGAAGUCUGAGAAUCCUAGGACUGAAGAAUGAUAGUAUAAUCGCCACAUUAAAAGAAAGAAGGAAAAACAUCAGAGGGAAAACAUGCAACGAGCUGACAAGAAUCGUGGAAGUCCCAAACAACCCAUGUAACCGUUAUCUACAGCCAGUAAAAAGAAUCAAACUUACGAACUGA